CUUAUUAUCUAUUACAGAAAAUGGCCUGUGAAGGAAAUUUGCGAGUUGACAAUCAAGAAACAAUUGAAUGUCUGCAAAGAGAAGCUGAAUCUCUGAAAAAGAAAUUAGAGGACGAAAAAGCAAAGCUUAGCGAUGUCUUAAUGGGAGCAGCAACAGAUAAAAUACCAAAGAUAGACAACUUUACCAUGAAAAUGAGGAAAAUGUUAAAAGGUCAUCAUGGAAAAGUUUUAUGUAUGGACUGGUCAAGAGACAAAAGACACAUUGUUAGCUCAUCUCAGGAUGGGAAGAUGCUGGUGUGGGAUGCAUUUACAACUAAUAAGGAACAUGCAGUUACCAUGCCAACAACAUGGGUAAUGGCAUGUUCAUAUGGACCUACUGGUGAAGUUGUAGCAUGUGGAGGGUUAGACAAUAAAUGUACUAUUUAUCCUCUGUCAAUGGAUGAAGAUCCUUUAACAAAGAAGAGAGCUGUUGCCACACAUACCAGUUACCUAUCCUGCUGUACAUUUACAAGUUCAGAUAAACAGAUAUUGACAGGAAGUGGUGACAGUACAUGUGCAUUGUGGGAUGUAGAAAGUGGUCAGCUGAUUCAAAGUUUCCAUGGUCACGCAGGAGAUGUUAUGAGUAUUGAUCUGUCACCUUCUGAAACUGGAAAUUUGUUUGUUUCUGGGGGUUGUGAUAAGGUUGCUAUGGUUUGGGAUAUGAGGACUGGUGAUUGUGUACAAGUAUUUGAAGGUCACCAGUCAGACAUCAACAGUGUGAGGUUUUAUCCCAGUGGUGAUGCUUUUGCGACAGGAUCUGAUGACAGUACUUGUCGGUUAUUUGAUCUUCGAGCAGAUAGAGAAGUUAACUGUUACCAGAAAGAAAGCUUAAUAUUUGGUUGUAACUCAGUAGAUUUUUCUGUUAGUGGUCGUCUUUUGUUUGGAGGUUACAAUGACUACACAGUAAAUAUAUGGGAUGUCUUAAAAGGAAACAGGGUGUCAAUUUUAUAUGCACAUGAAAACAGAGUAAGCUGUCUGGGUGUGUCUCCAGAUGGCACUGCUCUCUGCACAGGAAGUUGGGACUAUACUCUAAAGAUAUGGGCCUAGACCAUCCAUGAUAACCACCAGAUGUUCAAGAUCUCAUCUUCAAACAAGGAAUCUCUGAAGACAAGACCAAGACUAUAAUUUAGUUCUUUUUGAAAGUAUAAAUCCAAUAUGAACACAUUUUUUUUUCUUUUCUGUCUCUUAGUACACUAAUCUUUUCUGUCUCUUGAACAUUAAAUUGUCUUUUAGUUUUAUAUCAUGAAUUAUGCAUGUAACAGUUGAUGCAACAAUAAGAGUACUGUAAAUUCAGAAAUUAUUGUGUGCAUUUAUUAUUGCAACUUUUUAAGAAUAGACAAAAAUUUGAGAUUUCAGAAAAAUCUGCAUAUAGAUACAUGUAUCAGAUAUUAGAAAGCGAGUUUGUAUUUUGUGAUAUUCACCCAGUUGCAUUAUUCGCAUAAAUAAAAAAAAUUGCAAAAAUUCUGAAUUUGCAGUAUGAGUUAACUAUGACCUAUAAUCUUUCACAUUUUCUAUCAAUAUUACAUUACACCAUCAUCAUAUUUUUAUCAACAGUCAAGCAGUUUUUUAUUGUUCAUUUAAUAUAUGUAUGCAUAUUUUAUGUAGAUGCUGUACAUGCACACUUUACCUCAGACUAAGUUUAUUGGGCUAUUAGAUACCCUUCAGUGUCUGAAUGUGGAUUAUCCAUGUGCAUCGUUAUUACAAAAAUUUGAUGUAAUGUCUUAUCAAGGAAUGUUGCUGAUGUCAGGCAUUCAGAUAAAUCAGUGUCAGGAAUUUUAGAAGAGAGUCUGGAUGGGGUAUACAGAAUACAGUUAUGGCCAAAAAUAUAAAGGAGAGAAAAGAGAAAAAUGGUAAAAAAAAUUAUUGGGUGCUAAUAUUUUAGGAAUAGGAUAAAAUGAACAAACAAAAAAUAGAUAAUUAUGAUAAAAAAAAAUAAUGAAUACCCCUACCAGACCCUUUUACAAUUAACUUUAAAUUUAAAAUUAGUUUUAUCUGAUAUUAAAAUGAAAUGCUAAUUAGAUCGAAUCUAACUGAAAAGAUUGUAAAAUACAAGUAGUAGUGAAGUUUGAUUGAUAUAUUUUGUAUCUGGUACUCUGAUGAUAUGUUGAUGAUUAUUGACUGUUAGACUCAUUGCUUUCUCUCUGAGAUUUUAGAUCUGAAUUGUCUGCUUGUUGAGAAAUUAGAUUUCCAAAAUGUCAAUUGGUGUUUUGUCAUGCAAUUUUUUAUGAGAUCCUAUGAUUAAAGUUAAAACAUAACUCAUUAGAUUUAAAGAAUAUGAGGAAAAUAAAAUAGAAGGUAUUAUUACAAAAAAUGUGUAAUUUCAUUCAACAAUAAAUACAUAUAUUUUUUCAAUUGAAUGCUCAACUUUUAAAUAAGUGAAUAUCUUUAUAGUAAGACUUGAAAAAAGAAGAAAAAAAUCUGUUUUUAUUUCACAUGAACUGAAAACCAGUUGAAAUAGGACAGACUGGACAUUUUGCUAUCCAAGUUUCUGUGAAAAAGUAUGUCUUAGAUUGUCUGGUGCACAAACAUAAGCAAAAAAUACCAACAACUUAAAAGUUGCUAAAAGAACUAAAAAAGGAUGGAAUUUAAAAAAAAAAAAUAUUUGACAACCUAAUUGAAGCUAUUAAACAAGGUUUGGUCCAGAAAUGUACUUUAGACAGACAUUAUACAAUAAAUUACCAUUGAAUAGGAAAAGAUGGUAAUUGAGAUUUUUAUCCACAUAUUUAUUAUGUAUUGAUAACUAACACUUUACUACGCUGAAUUACAGUUUGAAGCAUAUAUUUCAGCCAGCAUCAAUCUUAUAAUGCUGAAUUAGUUAAAUGUGUUAGUUGUUUCAUUGUUAUCCAUGUUUGUUUGUUUUUUAUCUGAAUUCCUUUAUUUAUAUUUUAGAUAUAUAUUUAUAUAUGUGUUUUUUACUAUAUAUUUUAUGUUUCUGCUGACAGUAAAGAGACUUAAAACAUGACAAUAAUUCUGUAAAAACAACAUUAUCAAUUAAGGUUAAAGUUAAAAAAAAUUGUUGGUAUUUGACAACUUGUAGAUUAGCUGAAGUAUUAUAUAAACAUGUUCAAUAUAGCUCAAAUUUGAAAUAAAUAUAUUUUCAUCUGAAAGUUUUCAAGAAUCUUCUUCAUUUCUGCUUUAUAAAUUUACCACUGUUUUCACAUAUUUGCCAUUCAAACAAAAAAUCCAGUUUUUAUUUAAAUAUUAAAAGUAAGCUGAAAAUUUCUCAUAUUCUCAUAAUGGCAUGAUUAGGAAAAGAAUAUUAUAUUUGAUAGAACUAAGAAUGUUAAAAAUUUAUUCCAUAUAUGGGAAAACAAAAAUCAUUACAUUACCAUAGUAUCAAUUGAAGUACUUGUUUUUUGGCUUUAUAGAUGGUAACAAAAGAACAUAUAAUUAUACAUCCAUGAAAUGGAACCUUCCAUUUAAACCACUAAAAUUGUACAGAUGAUGGUUAUUAAACUUAAUGAAUCCACAAAAACAUGAAAGUACUCAAAAACCAAAGAGAUGGGAUUAAGGAUGUAGUUGGGUCAGGUUUAUGAUUUUUUGUCAGAUGUUCAGACUCCUUGGCUUUUUCCCUAUGAUACAGGGUAAAAUAUUUUGCCCCAUAUCACCCAUUUUUCUUUUCAUAGAAGACCUUAAUUACUCCUUAAUAGGUUGUGACCAAAAUUUAAGCAGAUUCUAUGAUGAUGGGAGUUUUUAACGACCUUUAUUCUAGAUUUUUUUUCUUAUGAUUUGAGACCCAAAUAAUGCCAAUACUAAAUAUAAGAUAAAAGUCAGAGUCAGCCUUUUCCAGCCAUUUUUAAAAAAUCAAAUAUCUCAAAAAGCAGUUCCAUAACCUAUCAAUAUUUUUAGCUUAUUUUGUUCCUUAACUAGUGCUCUUCUGACUUAUAGUAACAAUUUUAAAUUCAAGUUUUUUUUUUUAUUUCACCUAACUACAUCCUUAAGGUGUUGAGUGUUUAGGGAAGGGGUUAGCACCUGCCCCUUUAUAUAUCUCAGUCACCAGAGAAGUUAUACGUUAUAGAGUUUUGUUCCCUUUUGAAAUUCUGUGACCUACCAAUGAAAAUAGUGAUUUUUGCCUUAUUAACAAGCUUGUUCUGUCCUAUUUUAAUAAAUCUUAUUUAACCUGUGUAAUACCAUUUGCAAUAUAUAAUUACCAAAAUUGUGUGCUCUUUUUUUAUACUGAUCAUUAGUGGCUCAGAAACACAUUGAAAUCACUGAUAUUUUUAAUUGUUAACAAAUCUGUUAAAAAAAAGUAAGACAGGAAAAAUCCUGAAAGUGCUUUUACAUGUAUCUAUUACAAUUUAAAGGGGUGUCUAUGUAUUUAAUAUGUUUAAAUGGAACACCUUUUAACUAAUUCAGAUGCAAAUGGUUAAAUACAAAUUUAUAUUAAUUAUAUUGUUAAAUAGUUGCAAACCAAUAAUAAGUUCAAAGUUCAACAAUGGUACAAAGAAACCAUAUGUUAGUUACAUUUAUAAUUAAUAAUAUCAGUUAAUGACAAAUGAAAUGAAUGCACAGUAUUGUUAAUGAGUAUAUAAAGUAUUUGUUUAUGUAUGUUAUAGAUAUUUUUAACUACAUGUAUUUGUAUAGAGUCAGUACCAACUGAUGCAAUAUUUUGUUAUUUUAUUUCUAGUCGAUGUUGUCUGUUAUAAAGAUAAUCCUUUUUUUAUUAUAAGAUAUACAAUAAAUAAAUAGAUAUGUA
This is a messenger RNA of Mytilus californianus (California mussel), 4734 nucleotides long. Its product is annotated as guanine nucleotide-binding protein subunit beta-5-like. Gene Ontology annotation, biological process: G protein-coupled receptor signaling pathway; G protein-coupled dopamine receptor signaling pathway. NCBI's taxonomy places the organism in Eukaryota, Metazoa, Mollusca, Bivalvia, Mytilida, Mytilidae. The record is from RefSeq and is a predicted model, not a curated record. Gene Ontology annotation, molecular function: signaling receptor complex adaptor activity; protein binding. The transcript has 10 exons. Bases 21 to 1085 code for a protein of 354 amino acids. Gene Ontology annotation, cellular component: cytoplasm; heterotrimeric G-protein complex.